Messenger RNA from Cucurbita pepo subsp. pepo (vegetable marrow), 1563 nucleotides. RefSeq lists its product as uncharacterized. NCBI's taxonomy places the organism in Eukaryota, Viridiplantae, Streptophyta, Magnoliopsida, Cucurbitales, Cucurbitaceae. The record is from RefSeq and is a predicted model, not a curated record.
AUGAAGUUUUCUGGAAAUUUUAAUGAUCUUUCGGUUCUUCUUUUGAAACCCCUUUUGAUCUUGUUCUGUGCUCUGUUUCCGCUCCUACUCUGUUUCUUCAAAUACUAUAAUCAACAACCUCUGUUUCAAGAACAUGUUGAUUCUGAUAGGAUUGAAGAAACGCCAUUUUCAUCUCUAAGCUUUAAGUUUCCAACGUACGAGGAUUUUCUGAGAACUACUACACAGAAUGUUGACCCACCUGUAUAUGAAACUUCAAAUGAGAACGAUUUUGAUGAUUCGAGUUCUUCAACUUCUGACACGGAUUUAGAUCUUUGUCCCCGAGAAGACCCAGAAAUUUUUCUCCCAAAUGGUUUGCGAUGCAGCAAUGAUAUCAGAAUCCAAGAUGAUAAUGAAUUUGAUGAUCCUGUGGAAGCCAUAUCCGGGGGGUUUGAUCAGGAUUUCAUAGAAGAACUGAAAAAUGAGAUUAAGAAGGCGAAAGCCAAAGCGAAAUCCGAAUCUGGGUUGCCCUCAAUUCCUGAAGAAUCGGAGUACCCAAUAGCCAUGGAAGAAGAUUCAAAAGGAGGGAAGAAAGGAGAAGAAAGAUCAAAUGGCAAAGGCAUAAGAAAAGAACUCCACGAAUUCCACAAGCAAUACACAGAAAAGAUGCGAAAAUACGACACUUUAAAUCACCAAAUCGCAAAAGAGUGGAAAAUGAAGCAAUCGAAGGGGUUAGUGGAGUCUGUUUCAUCGAAAGGGCUGUGUGGGUGCAGGCCUGAUAAGAAAGGCGAAGCAAAAACAGGGGAAAACAGAGGAAUGGAAGGGGAAUUGGAGGUGGUUUAUGUGGUGCAAAUGUGGGUUUCAUGGGAGUUUAUAGUGUGGCAGUACAAGAAAGGUUUGGAGAUUAGCGGCAGAGAAGGGUAUGGAAGUUACAGAUUCAAUGAAGUUGCAGAGAAAUUUGAGCAUUUUAAAGUGUUGAUACAGAGAUUUAUGGAGAAUGAAUGGUCGGAGGAAGGGUCGAGAGUUGAAUAUUAUGCUACAAGUCGUGUUGGUAGGAGAAAGCUUCUGCAAGUUCCUCUGCUCAAAGAAGAUGAAGCGAAAGACAACAAGAAGACAGGAAGAACAGAGGAGGAAGAGGGCGUUAAAAUGGAUAGGGUUAUUGAGAUAUUGCAGGAAUGUAUAAGAGUGUUCUGGCAAUUCAUUCGAGCCGAUAAACUUGCCCAUAUAUCAUCAACUUCAAAGUCUCAUAAUUUAGAACAACAACAAGAACGCACCAGCCCUGCAUAUUCCAACAUUCUAAACCAAAUUCUGUUAGAUCUUCAAAAAAAGGACAGAAAAUUGAAGAAGAUAAUACAGAGAAAGACAUGGAGAUUCAAGAACUGUAUAGAUGCCUUUGAUGAAGAUGACCCAGAUGAUGAAGCUUACUUCUUGGCUAUGGUGGAUUUGAAGUUGGUCGGAAGAGUGCUUAAUAUGCAAACCAUUUCAAUUGAUCAAUUGAAAUGGUGUCGACAUAAAUUGAGCUGCAUUUCUUUUCAAACUGGGAAGAUUAGGAUACAAACUUCGUCGUUUUUCUCUAUAUACUCGUGA